Messenger RNA from Cololabis saira (Pacific saury), 5818 nucleotides. RefSeq names its product NACHT, LRR and PYD domains-containing protein 12-like. The transcript has 21 exons. NCBI's taxonomy places the organism in Eukaryota, Metazoa, Chordata, Actinopteri, Beloniformes, Belonidae. The record is from RefSeq and is a predicted model, not a curated record. Gene Ontology annotation, molecular function: protein binding. The coding region runs from base 361 to 4728 and encodes 1455 amino acids.
UCAGUUCAGUUGCGUCUCAGUAGGUUUUGUUCAGACUGCAGAAUCUUCAUCUUCAAAUCUAUGGACUGUGUGAACAAACUGAUGGAGACGAACAUCUUGAUGUAUAACACACCUGGGUGCACGUUACGGUUCGGGUGAAGAAGCGGCCGAAGAAAUGGAAUAAAUUUCACCACAAUUACACGAUUAAUUGAAAAUUGCCAACUUCCUGUUGGGUUUCAGCCAUGGCGCCAAGAGACUAUUCUUUAAGUUGCGACAUGAUACAGGACGCAGUUUCCUGAUACAGUGCUGCCAAACCUCCUGCAGAGGGCAGUAUUGGUCGACUGGUUUUGAUGAAGGCAGGAAGUGUGUGAAGGCAGCAGCAUGUGGAAGUGGUGGUGGACGAGGAAGGACGAGACAGUUCCUCCGGAACAGAGGAGAGCACGAGGAGCUCAGAGCAGUCAGCUUCAAACACAUGACGAUGUGACGUCUGAGGACCAGGAUGAAUCCAGGGAAGGGACGAUCUCCAGGAAUGACAGCUAUACUGUAAAAAGGUGGUUGAAGGCCACUUUGAAGAAUUUGGACUCCAGUGGGCUGAAGGACUUCAAGUGGUACCUAAAUAAUGCAGAUGAAUCAAAGGAUGGUUUCAAACCGAUCGAACUGUAUUAUCUGGAAAAGGCGGACCCGUUGGACACAGGAAACCUGAUGGUGCAGCGGUACUCCUCAAAGACCAGAGAGGUGGCCGAGACGAUUUUAAAGAUGAUGAAAAGAGAUAAAGAAAAACCUCCAGUCUCUCCAGCUGGUGCAACAGGUACUUUUGCUGAAGUUUGUAAAAAGCGGCUGAAGUCUAAGCUGCAGAAGAAGUACCAGUGUGUGUCUGAGGGGAUUGCUAAAGCAGGAAACCCAACCCUUCUGGAGCAGAUCUACACGGAGCUCUACAUCACAGAGGGAGGGACUGGAGAGGUGAACGAUGAACAUGAAGUCAGACAGAUUGAAGCAGCUUCCAGGAAACCAGACAGAGCAGAAACAGCCAUCAGACAGGAGAACAUCUUUAAAACCCCACCUGGAAGAGAUGAACAAAUCAGAACGGUGAUGACGAAGGGAGUGGCCGGCAUCGGGAAAACAGUCCUAACACAGAAGUUCAGUCUGGACUGGGCUGAAGGCAGAACCAACCAGGACAUCCAGUUCCUGCUUCCAUUCACCUUCAGACAGCUGAAUAGGCUGAAAGAGAGAAAGUUCAGCUUGGUGGAACUAAUUCAUCGAUUCUUCACUGAAACCAAAGGAAUCUGCAACUUUGAAGAGUUCCAGGUCGUGUUCAUCUUUGACGGUCUGGAUGAGAGUCGACCUCCUCUGGACUUCCACAACAAUGAGGACCUGACUGAUGUUACAGAGUCCACCUCAGUGGAUGUGCUGCUGACAAACCUCAUCAGGGGGGACCUGCUUCCUUCUGCUCGUCUCUGGAUCACCACACGACCCGCAGCAGCCAAUCAGAUCCCUCCUGAGUGUGUCUCCAUGGUGACGGAGGUCAGAGGGUUCACUGACCCACAGAAGGAGGAAUACUUCAGGAAGAGGUUCAGAGGAGAGGAGCAGACCAGGAUCAUCUCCCACAUCAAGAAAUCACGGAGCCUCCACAUCAUGUGCCACAUCCCCGUCUUCUGCUGGAUCACUGCUUCGGUCCUGGGGAAAGUCCUGGAAACCAGAGAGGGAGGGCGGCUGCCCAAGACCCUGACUGAGAUGUACAUCCGCUUCCUGGUGGUCCAGGCCAAACUGAAGAAGGUCAAGUUUGACGGAAGAGCUGGGACGGAUCCACACUGGAGUGAAGAUACCAGGAACAUGGUGGAGUCUCUGGGAAAACUGGCUUUUGAGCAGCUGCAGAAAGGAAACCUGAUCUUCUAUGAAUCAGACCUGAGAGAGUGUGGCAUCGAUGUCAGAGAGGCUUCAGUGUACUCAGGAGUGUUCACCCAGAUCUUUAGAGAGGAGAGCCUGGACCAGGACCAGGUCUUCUGCUUCAUCCAUCUGAGUGUCCAGGAGUUUCUGGCUGCUCUUCAUGUCCAUCAGACCUUCAUCAAGUCUGGAGUCAACCUGCUGGAGGAAAAAAAGAACAUCUUCUGGUGGUUUAAGACUGACCUCUACCAGAGUGCUGUGGACAAGGCCUUACAGAGUCCCAACGGACACCUGGACUUGUUCCUGCGCUUCCUCCUGGGUCUUUCAUUGGAGACCAAUCAGAACCUCCUACGAGGUCUGCUGGAACCAAAACAAAGAAGUUCACAGAACAAUCAGAACCUCCUACGAGGUCUGUUGGAACCAAAACAAAGAAGUUCACAGAACAAUCAGGAAACAGUUAAAUACAUCAAGAAGAAGAUCAGUAAGGAUCUGUCUGCAGAGAGAAGCAUCAACCUGUUCCACUGUCUAAAUGAACUGAACGAUCAGUCUCUGGUGGAGGAGGUCCAACGGUACCUGGGGUCAGGAAGUCUCUCCACAGAUAAACUGUCUCCUGCUCAGUGGUCGGCUCUGGUCUUCAUCUUACUGUCAUCAGAAGAAGAUCUGGAGGAGUUUAACCUGACGAAGUUCUCAGCUUCAGAGGAGACUCUACGGAGGCUGCUGCCGGUGGUCAAAGCCUCCAAGAAAGCUGUGUUGAGGGGCUGUAACCUCUCAGGGAACAUCUGUCCACUUCUGUCCUCAGUUCUCAGCUCUCAGUCCUCCAGUCUGACAGAACUGGACCUGAGCAACAACGACCUGCAGGAUUCUGGACUGGAGCAGCUGUGUCCUGGACUGGAGAGUCCACACUGUCACCUGGAGUCUCUCAGGUUGGUGGACUGCGGUCUGUCAGAGAUCAGCUGUUCUUCUCUGGGCCCAGCUCUGAAGUCCAACCCCUCCCAUCUGAAACUUCUGGACCUGAGCAGGAACAAGAACCUGCAGGAUUCAGGAGUGAAACAUCUGAGUGGAUUUCUGGAGAGUCCAGACUGCAGACUGGAGAAACUGGAGUUGGGGAGCUGCAGUUUGUCAGAGAUCAGCUGUUCUUCUCUGGGCCCAGCUCUGAAGUCCAACCCCUCCCAUCUGAAACUUCUGCACCUGGGUUACAACAAGAACCUGCAGGAUUCAGGAGUGAAACAUCUGAGUGGAUUUCUGGAGAGUCCAGACUGCAGACUGGAGACUCUGAGGUUGAUGUACUGCUGUCUGUCAGAGAUCAGCUGUUCUUCUCUGGGCCCAGCUCUGAAGUCCAACCCCUCCCAUCUGAAACUUCUGGACCUGAGUAACAACGACCUGCAGGAUUCAGGAGUGAAACAUCUGAGUGGAUUUCUGGAGAGUCCAGACUGCAGACUGGAGACUCUGGGGUUGGUGCUCUGCGGUCUGUCAGAGAUCAGCUGUUCUUCUCUGGUCUCAGCUCUGAAGUCCAACCCCUCCCAUCUGAAACAUCUGCACCUGAGCAGGAACAUCCUGCAGGAUUCAGGAGUGAAACAUCUGAGGGGAUUUCUGGAGAGUCCAGACUGCAGACUGGAGACUCUGAGGUUGGAGAGGUGCAGGUUGUCAGAGAUCAGCUGUUCUUCUCUGGGCCCAGCUCUGAAGUCCAACCCCUCCCACCUGAAACAUCUGGACCUGAGCAGGAACGAGAACCUGCAGGAUUCAGGAGUGAAACAUCUGAGUGGAUUUCUGGAGAGUCCAGACUGCAGACUGGAGUAUCUGAGGUUGAGGAACUGCAGGUUGUCAGAGAUCAGCUGUUCUUCUCUGGUCUCAGCUCUGAAGUCCAACCCCUCCCAUCUGAAACUUCUGGACCUGAGUCAGAACCAGAACCUGCAGGAUUCAGGAGUGAAACAUCUGAGUGGAUUUCUGGAGAGUCCAGACUGCAGACUGGAGUAUCUGGGGUUGUUCUACUGCGGUCUGUCAGAGAUCAGCUGUUCUUCUCUGGGCCCAGCUCUGAAGUCCAACCCCUCCCAUCUGAAACUUCUGCACCUGAGUAACAACAACCUGCAGGAUUCAGGAGUGAAACAUCUGAGUGGAUUUCUGGAGAGUCCAGACUGCAGACUGGAGGAUCUGGGGUUGAGGGAAUGCGGCCUGUCAGAGAUCAGCUGUUCUUCUCUGGGCCCAGCUCUGAAGUCCAACCCCUCCCAUCUGAAACAUCUGGACCUGAGUUACAACCAGAACCUGCAGGAUUCAGGAGUGAAACAUCUGAGUGGAUUUCUGGAGAGUCCAGACUGCAGACUGGAGACUCUGAGGUUGGAGGGCUGCAGUCUGUCAGAGAUCAGCUGUUCUUCUCUGGGCCCAGCUCUGAAGUCCAACCCCUCCCAUCUGAAACUUCUGGACCUGAGUAACAACAAGAACCUGCAGGAUUCAGGAGUGAAACAUCUGAGUGGAUUUCUGGAGAGUCCAGACUGCAGACUGGAGUAUCUGAGGUUGGAGGAAUGCAGUCUGUCAGGGAUCAGCUGUUCUUCUCUGGUCUCAGCUCUGAAGUCCAACCCCUCCCAUCUGAAACUUCUGGACCUGGGUGGGAACAACCUGCAGGAUUCAGGAGUGAAACAUCUGAGUGGAUUUCUGCAGAGUCCAGACUGCAGACUGGAGACUCUGAGAUUGAGGAGCUGCAGGUUGUCAGAGAUCAGCUGUUCUUCUCUGGUCUCAGCUCUGAAGUCCAACCCCUCCCAUCUGAAACAUCUGUACCUGAGUCUGAACAACCUGCAGGCUGCAGAUGUGAAGCAGCUUUCUGAUCUGGUGAAGAGUCCAGACUACAACCUGCAGUAUAUCGGCUGGAAGGGAUGAUGAGAGUGUCCAGGAAGGACGAGUCGUGUCCUGAUCGUCCUCAGAGUUGAAGCAGAACCAGUUUGUGUGGACAGACUCUGACUGGACCGUGAUGAAGAUGAAGUUGGUGAUGAAGAUGAUGAAGAUGUACAUAGUUUCAGAUCAGUUUGUUUCUGAUUUCCAUCGUUUUACAAACUUCUCAGAUAUGCAUGUAUUUCAGUAGCAGCCGGUGUAUUUUUCUCCAGGGGGUUUAUACCAAACUCCAAAAUAGACAUAUACCAAAAAGCAGGAAAUGAUUUACUAAGGUAUCACUUCUGUAUUUGAAUAAAUUAAAUCAACAUUAUAAAUAUAUGCAGUGUUUUAUUUCUUGUACAUACAUUUUCUGUGAACUUUUUAUGACAAGUUUAUUCUCCAUAGAGAGCAGGGCCGAUGCAUUAAGACGAUGCUGUGCCGUUAAGUUCCUGAGGAAGGUCUUGAUUCUCUUCAGAAGCCUCUCAGAUAAGCAGAGAUUAUUUUCCUGAAGUUUCCUGAAGAUUACUCCCCAUGAAGAGCUGCUACAGAGCGAUAGUCUCUGAGAAGUUUCCUGAAGAUUAUUCCCCAUGAAGAGCUGCUACAGAGCCACAGUCUCUGGGAAGUUUCCUGAAGAUUAUUCCCCAUGAAGAGCUGCUACAGAGCCACAGUCUCUGAGAAGUUUCCUGAAGAUUAUUCCCCAUGAAGAGCUGCUACAGAGCCAAAGUCUCUGAGAAGUUUCCUGAAGAUUAUUCCCAUGAAGAGCUGCUACAGAGCCACAGUCUCUGAGAAGUUAGAGCCAUAUAUGAACAAAGUUAUUAUAUCAUUUAGAUUUUCUAAUAUUUGAUUUAACUGUAUGUUGAGUAAUACGCAGUUUUUAAUAUCAGUGCGCAAGGUGCUUAAUAUUAAUAACUGCAGCUUUCUCAUUGGUUACGUAUAAAUCACGUGAUGUUCGUGUAUUUUGUUUUGUGAAACUAUGGAACCGAGGGAGCACACUAGUUUUGACCGUGCUUGCAUGAGAAUAUUAUUUUGUCGUAUUAUAGCACAGUUUUUUUUUGUAAUUGAAUGAAAGGUUUUUCAGUAAACUUUUGAAAUAAGAACA